AUGAUCACUCGUCGCUUGGCUUCUACAGUAUCUGUCCCACCGACGGAUAAAUCACACAGGAAGAUAGUCUUAGUAGGAGCUGGCUUUUUAGGACAAUACAUCGCCAAAGCACUGAUUGCCGAUCCUCGUAAUCGAGUGUUACUAGUCUCUCGACAUCCUGAAAAGCUUCACUCGAAACUCUCCCAUUUGGGAUCGCAGAUCCUUCCACCCCAUCCUGCCGAUAUAACCUCCAAGGAUCAUGACUCUCUCCGAAAAGCUUUCAAAGAUGCCUCAGCGGUGGUAUCGAUGGUAGGACUAUUAGUAGGUUCAGAGAAGAAGAUGGAUUUAUUUCAGAGACAGGGUACGGAAAACGUCUCGAGGUUGGCUAAAGAGUUGGGAGUGGGGAGGGUUGUGGGGAUAAGUGCGAUUGGGGCUGAUGAAGGUGGUGUGACUGCUUACUGGAGGACGAAAGCACAAGGUGAACGAGCGAUAUUGAAUGAUCAUCCGACGGCAACUAUCAUUAGACCUUCUAUAAUAUUCGGUCCAGGAGAUUCCUUUUUCAACCGUUUCGCAACUUUGGCCAAAUGGUUGCCUUUCUUACCAGUCUUCGGUGGUGGUCUAGUAAGAUUUCAACCAGUCUAUGCAGGUGAUAUUGCUCGAGCAGUCGAGAUUUGCUGUCGAGAUGAUUCAGAAAUCGUCAGGCAAGUAGGAGGUAAGAUCAUAGAAGCUGGUGGACCAGAUGUCUACACAUAUCGAGAGAUCAUGCAGCUCGUUUUGAGAUAUUCAGGAUAUCAAGGACGUAGGUUGAUUAUCAGUCUGUCAUUUUGGGUAGGGAAGAUCCAAGGGUUCUUCUUGGAGAAAUUACCUGAAAAUCUAUUCACCGUCACUCGAGAUCAGGUCGAACAAUUACGUUCCGACAAUAUCGUCUCACCUUCCCCACCCCUCAAUUCACUAUCAUUCAAAGACCUCCUGAAGUCUUUCCCCUCUUCAUUACCUUCUUCUGCCCCACCGGGCGAUCCAGGCUUGACGCCCGUCGAGAAGAUCUUACCUACCUAUCUUGGUCCGCAGGAUACUCAACAGAAAGGUAAGAGGACUCAUGGGAGGAACUUCGAUACGGGUCUGGAAGAGGUGAGGAAAAUGUCAGGGAAGAAGUGA
Molecule: messenger RNA, 1134 nt
Organism: Kwoniella botswanensis
Lineage: Eukaryota; Fungi; Basidiomycota; Tremellomycetes; Tremellales; Cryptococcaceae
Exons: 8
Coding region: 1-1134 (377 amino acids)
Cellular component (GO): mitochondrion
Molecular function (GO): protein-containing complex binding
Source: RefSeq, a predicted model, not a curated record